AGUGAUCGCAUCGCAGCCAAACUUCUACGCGCCUACUGUACAAUAUAUGUAACCUAUCCUUGCUUUCGAGUAACCGCGCCAUCUCAUCACCCACCACCCGACCUACCAACGCUAGCUAGUAUCCAGUAAUCGCUCGAUCACCUGCUGGCUGCCAUGGCGGCGGCGAGGAGCCACGAGCACGAGGGGGCGGCGGUGACGUGCGUGGACUUCUGGUGCAACGAGUUCGGGAUGCGAGCGCGGAUCGCGCUGCGGGAGAAGGGGGUCCCCUUCGCCUUCGUCGAGGAGGACCUCCGCGUCCGGGAGCGGAGCGACCUCGUGCGCCGCAUGAACCCGGUCCACCGCUCCAUCCCCAUCCUCAUCCACGGCGGGCGCCCGGUCUGCGGCUCCCUCAACAUCGUCGAGUACGUCGACGAGGUCUGGAGCGACCAAACCCGCCGCCGCCUGCUCCCCGCCGACCCGCUCGAGCGGGCGCGCGCGCGGUUCUGGGCGGACUUCGUGGACCGGGAGGUGUACGGCGCGCAGACGAGGUUCUUCACGAGCCGCGGCGAGGCGGCGAAGGCCGCGGCGGCGGCGGAGCUCCUGAGGCACCUUCGGCGGCUGGAGGCGGUGCUCGGGGACCGGGCAUUCUUCGGCGGCGAGGAGCUCGGGUUCCUGGACGUCGCGCUGGUGCCGUUCUCGGCCAUGUUCCACGGGUACGAGCGGCACGGCGGGGUGGACGUGGCGGCGGAGUGCCCCGCGCUGGCGCGGUGGGUGGGGAGGUGCGCCGAGAGGGAGAGCGUGCGCGGCGUGCUCCCCUCGGGCCACGACAUGUACGAGAUACACAGGGAGUUUUACGAUAUUGAGUGAACCCACAAUAAUGUUGUGUGUGAGCUUUGGCACUUUUAGCUUUAUAAGAUAAGACUAGGUAAAUAUAUCUGUAGUAUGAAUAAAGUCUGUAUAUACGUAUGAUAGUUACUUAUACGAUAAUUUAUUUGGAUCUACGUGACGAA
Molecule: messenger RNA, 989 nt
Organism: Panicum hallii
Lineage: Eukaryota; Viridiplantae; Streptophyta; Magnoliopsida; Poales; Poaceae
Product: probable glutathione S-transferase parA
Exons: 1
Coding region: 154-846 (230 amino acids)
Biological process (GO): glutathione metabolic process
Cellular component (GO): cytoplasm
Molecular function (GO): glutathione transferase activity
Source: RefSeq, a predicted model, not a curated record